Python bivittatus (Burmese python) is the source of this 4083-nucleotide messenger RNA. It is a transcript of the gene SMCR8, whose product is annotated as SMCR8-C9orf72 complex subunit. Lineage: Eukaryota; Metazoa; Chordata; Lepidosauria; Squamata; Pythonidae. Gene Ontology annotation, molecular function: GTPase activator activity. Gene Ontology annotation, cellular component: guanyl-nucleotide exchange factor complex. The record is from RefSeq and is a predicted model, not a curated record.
CCACCCUGCCCUCCGCCUGGGGAGGACGCCCGGCCGGGGACGCCCGGCGAUGAGGUGCCCCCGGCCCCGCUGGGCGCCCGGGGCUCCUACACCCCAAAACUCGUCCAGGCCCGGCCCCCCAAGUGCUUCGACAAGAAGCUCAAAACCCUCCAGCAGCUGUGCGAGGAGCACGCCUUCAACCAGACCCUUGACCGGCUGCAUCAGAUUGAGAAGAUGUUCAGGGGCGACGUGUGCUACCUGCUGAUCAACCGGAUCAGCCGAGCGCUCCUGAGGCAGCAGGCCUUUGCCGGGUUCCUCUUCGAAGAGGUGUCUCUUCUGGAUGAAGGGCAGGCGGAAAGGCCGCUUGGAGUCUGCCAGGGACAGAACCCGGACCGUCCCGACGCCCCCUGCUUGGAAAGCUGCCUGAGUCCUGAAUUGCUAGCCGACCUGGGGUCUUACAAAUCCAGUGUGGAGUCGGUGCCUAUUAAAAUGGAUCAGGAGAUGGAAGACAGCCAAGAUGCCGAGGCCCCCCACCCUCUCUCUUACGAGAACAUUGAGCUGCUUGAUAGAGACCUGAAAGGCAGCGUCAGCAGUGGCGAAAGCAUUGAAGUUUUGGGGACGGAGAAAUCGGCGACUGCCUCCGUGCCCUCUGAAAGUCAGCCUGCCUUGCUGCAGGUGCCCCCCAGCCCCCCCGCGGUGAGGAACAAAGCAGCCAGCAGCAGGACCAUAAGCGGGGACAGCAUCGAAGUCCUUAGUACCUGCCCCUCAGAAGCCCUGAUUCCAGAUGAUUUCAAAGCAAGCUACCCAAGUGCCAUUAACGAAGAUCCUUAUGGUGGCGAAGAAGAUGAGGGCUUUCUCUUCAACCGCGUUUUAAAUCUGGACAGUGCUGAAGAGGAGGCGGAAGACAACCCUGCGCCUGAAGCCCCCCCGGGGGACACUUCUUGCUGCAUUGGAAAAGAGAGCCCGAACUUUCUGGAAGGUCAAGCUAACGUGCCUCCCAAACCCGGCGAUGACGACGGCGUGGUCAGCAUCCCCCCGCAGCCAUACAGGCCGGGUGAUGUGGGGUUUCAGAUGAACUUCGCAGACUACUCCCAUGAUGGGGUCUUGGGAGGCCUCCUUGCCUAUGAACUCGAUCCUCAUUACCUCUCAGGCGGCCACGAAACCAGCAAAAUGACCCUGGAGAAGUGCUCGGAUUCCACGAGCUACAUUAGCAGCACGGCGUCCACCAACUCCGACGGAACUCCUUCCCCCGCUGCUCUUGUCGGAGAACGGUCCAAGAAGGCCGGGCAGAGCGCCUUGCGCUUCAUCCGGCAGUACCCCUUUGCUCACCCUGCUAUCUAUUCUCUGCUGAGUGGGAGGACCCUGGUGGUGCUGGGGGAAGACAAGGCAACGGUCGAGAAGCUCAUAACUGCCCUCUCCAUUUUCGUCCCCAACUGCGGGGCGUACGCCAAGCCCGUGAAGCACUGGGCCACCUCGCCUUUGCAGAUCACAGACUUUCAGAAGUGGAAGCUGGUUGGGCUCCAGAGGUCAACUUCUCCAGGUGGCCCCAACAUGAUGCACUCUCUCAGCCGGUACAGUCGCUACAUCAGUGUGCUGGACGCAGACCACAAGACUCUCCGCUGCCCGCAGUACCGGGGAAACCUGAUCCUCCGUCUGGCGGAUCACCGUACCCAGAUCAAGCGGGGGAGCACCUACUAUGCGCACGUCCAGACCAUCCUCACCCAGCUCUGCUCCAAGGCCUUUCUCUAUGCUUUCUGCCAUCACCUGCACCUCCCCAUCCGAGAGGGAGAGACGGAGGACUCUGUCACAGCGCGGCGGGAGAACUUCUUGAAAGUCCAGCUGGGUCUGGCCAACGAGGACAGCAAAGUGGUCCAGUAUCUUGCUGAGCUUCUGAAAUUGCAGUAUAUUCAGGAUCCCAUCCGGGGGAUUAGCCCAGUGCUCAGGUUUGAUUAUGUGCCCAGCUCUUUGUACAAAAUUUAGGUGGUGUCCAGCCUGCCCUGCCACGCCCCUCCUCGCCCAACGUUCCUCUGUGGCUAUUAGCAGGCUUCCAGGAUUCCCUGGCUAUCCCGUGAGUCUGUGGGAAUCCUGAGAACGAUAUUGAUUAAAGUAAGACUCCAGACAUCUCACGCCACUGUCAGGCUGCUCUUAAAAGGCAGGAGAGUGACAUCUGUACAGAGGAGUGCCCCUUGUACGUGGUGGGCAUUGUGGGUUUGAGAAAGCUGUGAUAUAAUAUUUGUGAGUGAGUUCUCUCAGUGGGGUCUUUUACAAAUUGGUGGGAUUCUGGGUGAAUGCGGUAGAAUUUGUGCUUGUUUCCCCCUCCCCAAGUGGAACUUCUAAGGAGAUCCUAUCUCAGAUGCAUCUCCUUGGAUGUGGGAUAAUAUGCCAACUAAUUUUGUUAUUAGUUGGACAGCUGGCUGUCACUUUUGAAAUGAAAUGCCUGGUUGGUUUUAUUUCCCUUUUGCAAGCGUAGGACAGUGUUCUGAAACUGAAGUUUCUGAUUUGCAGAGGAAGCUUCAAGGGUGAAUUACAGGUGCUAGUUCACUGCAAACCACCCUUUAGCCAUAGAUUUGGGGCAGACAUGCUCCAUACUAGCACAGCAACAAAGAAGAAAAUUUGUACAAGACCAGGUAGCCCAGAUGGAAAGUUAGGUUUCUGGGUCUAUUUAAGAGACCCUAAAACUUGCCUGCUUGUGACCCCCAUCUCUAAGAGUUGCUUAGAAAGCAUCUAGUUCAGGGUUUUUCAACCUUGGCAACUUGAAGAUGUGUGGACUUCAGCUCCCAGAAUUCCCCAGCCAGCAUCCAUACAUCUUCAAGUUGCCAAGAUUGAGAAACGCUGAUCUAGUCAUUUAGGCACCAAGGUGUUUGCAGAGGGCAUCACUGACUUUAGGAGACUGGAACUUGAGAGCCAGGUGGAUCUGCCACCCCAGGACCAUCAACCCUUUUGAGAGCAAUCUGGAGUUGCUUCUGCAAACAAGUAGAACUUGCAUGAACUGAACUGGUGCUGGCUGACCUGCAGCUGUAGUACUUGUAGAUGUAGCGCAGCCCGUCCGGGGGUCCGUGGAGAGAAAAGGCUCCCCUCCCCGAGAAUCUUCCUCUCCUCUUCCUGCCAACUCCUGCGCUGUCUCUGUCUGUUCCCUGCCGAUGCUGUCACUUUCCACACAGCUUUUCUCAUCCCUGCAUGUUUGCUUUCUGGUUUGUCCCCAGAACUUUUGCAUAGGCAGCAGUUAGGAGAAAAUAAAAAUUGGGAGCCUUCAAAAAAAUCCAGGCAGCCUUCCACACGUUCGUGCUAUUACUGAACAAGAACUGGAUGAAAGUGUAUUCAACACCAUGAUUAAAAAAAAAGCAAAGUGUAUAUUUAAAAAAGGAAAUUAUUUAUUUGGGCGCAGAUAUUUUUGAAAUACAAAUAUAUAUAUAGUUGUAUUUUUUAAAGCUUAUAUAACCCUUGCACUCGUGGUAAAAUUCUUAAUUUUAUUGUGCUUAGUAAAAACUGUCCUGACUGUAUGUUUGGGCUCGUGCGUCUGGUACAAUGGGGACAACUGUUGGUGGUGGGAAGAUAAAGGCAAGUGGAGAGAAAUCUGUGUCAAAUAGGUUGCUCAAUUUGUUAUUAAAAGUGCCCUUUUCUUGAAUGGCACAUCUACUUUUUGGAAACUGAGAAUAUAAACCAUGGGAUAAACUCAGGUGUGCAAGAGAAAAAAAGUCACUGUGUUGUUUGGCUUCCUGCAUUCCUCCAUGAUCAACCACAAGGUUUCCUGGGAGGGUUCCAAGGUGGCAUCAAAUGGAGGACCGUCUCCUGCUCAAGCCAUAGCCAUCCGUGUCAAUUGUGGCAAUAAAUUCUGUAACUUAAUGCAAUACAGUUUGAAGAAUAGUUUUUUCCCCCCUAAAUGGCCAGCUUCUCUCCAGAAUUUCUGUAGAAGAGAACCUGAUGCUUGUCCUGCACCAUCAACGGAUUUAUUUUUUUUCUGGCAAGUGGUCCAGGUAGCAUCUUCUACUCAUGCACCUUCUACACAAUUCUGCUAUUUCCUCCUUUUCUUCCCAGAUAAAAAUAGUGGUGAAAGAGCAGUAGCUGGGACAACCCCGUCUGGAAGGACUGAAAUGAGUGUGAAAA